AGCUAGGACGAUCCGUAUGGCUGAAGACAGGCAAAGGAAUGAAUGAAAAACAAUUUAAAAAUCCAGAAAAGACCAUGAAUCUAAAAUAUCUUGAUAUAUAAUAGAGGUGGCACAUAAUCACUGGAGAACAAAGAGAAACACCCUAGGACAGAACCUUGAGAACGCCUACAAGAAGCGAUCUUGUAAGCGUUCCUCACAAACAUCAAACUGGUUGAAAUGUCCCAUAUGGCCCCGCCCUUCGUCGUUGGGCUGUUUCAGAUGCGUUGACGCUUCCCGGCCUCGAGGGGGCAUCUGGAGAACGGCGGGCGGGAAGGUACGCAUGCGCACUGCUCCCAGGGUUUGCGGUAGAAUCUACGCUCUCGCGCCCGGUUACGCACACGGCAUUUACAGUUCGCACAGCGGCCACGCACGCGCACUGGGGUGUCCGCCGGGCAUCGCGCUGUCCAGUUAAUUCCAGUUUCUCUGGGAGCAGCCGAGUUGACCCCACGGUCUGAGAUGUCCAAGCUGCCCGCAGACAGCAAUGUCCCCCAGACAGGCGCGGCGAAUGGUGACAGAGACGUCCCGCAGGCGGAGGUAGGCCGCGGGAGGCGGGAGCCGGCCCCGGCACAGCCUGAGGAGGCCGGGGAAGGCGCGAUGGCGGCGGCCAGGGGAGGCCCGGUGCCGGCGGCCAGGGAAGGUCGGAUGGCGGCGGCUAGGGGAGCCCCGGCGGCGGCAGCCAGGGGAGCCCCGGUGGCAGCGGCGGCGUUGGCCAGGGCAGCCGCGGCGGGCAGGGAAAGCCCGGCGGCGGCGGCGGCCAGGGAAGCCCGGAUGGCGGAGGUCGCCCGCUUGCUGGGGGAGCCAGUGGACGAAGAGGGUCCCGAGGGCAGGCCCAGGUCCAGGCACGGGAACGGAGGCCUGGCUGCGUUGCCCUAUCUCCGUCUCCGCCACCCACUUAGCGUUUUAGGAAUCAAUUACCAGCAGUUUCUCCGCCACUAUCUGGAAAAUUACCCGAUUGCUCCCGGCAGAAUACAAGAGCUUGAAGAACGCCGCAGGCGAUUCGUGGAAGCCUGCAGAGCAAGGGAAGCAGCGUUUGAUGCCGAAUAUCAGCGAAAUCCUCACAGGGUGGACCUCGAUAUUUUAACCUUUACGAUAGCUCUGACUGCCUCUGAAGUUAUCAACCCUCUGAUAGAAGAACUUGGUUGCGAUAAGUUUAUCAAUAGAGAAUAGUUAUGUGGUGAGACUACUUCAAGAGAACCUCUGCAUUCCAGUCAUACCAAAUCUGCAACUUGAUUUUCGGAAGUCAAGAGUAUAUCGCGAUAAGACAGUGCACAGGUGGAGGGGAAAAAAAGGGGGAGGGGGAAGCUUAUCUUGAAAACGCAUCACAGAAGUAGAAAAAAAUGUCGAAAGCAUUAUAACUAACGUUCUUUGAGUUUGUGAUUGAUCCACACUUUUCCCCCUGCAUUAUGGAAAAUGUCUCUCAGCAUUACUUUAUUACAAAGUAAAGGAUGGUUUUAUAAAAUUGAGACUUGAUGAAAAAUCACCAAUACUAGAGCCCAUGAGGAUGAAAGAAAUUAUCAAAUAGUGCUGAACAGAAUAAGAUGUUAACGCUGAGUUAUUAGGACUGGAUGGCUAUGAAAAGAACUUGAAAUUGUCGGAAUAUGUGCUCUCUUCAUGUAUUAAAUAGAAGUUUCUAGUUUAAGAUUGAUUUUGUGUUUUCUUAGGCAUUUCAAGUGACAAGCAAAGUAAAUGUAUAUAUUAUGUGAUAAAUCAUGUUUUCAAGAACGUCAAAUUUCUGGACUUUUUUCUUUCAAUUUUUAAUUUUUAAAGUUUUUUUGGUAUAAAAAAAUCCAUUCACAAGCCAAAAAAUAUAUAAAAUGUACAGUGAAAAUCCUUCCAUUCUUGUUUUCCUCCAUCCAGUACCAACCAUGACCUCUAAUAGCCACAGUUUCCCCUCCGUCCUUCUAGUUUCCUUACGUGUACACAGGCAUAUGUAAAUCUGGGUUUACUUGUUUUAUUUCUUCACAGAAGUCAGCAUAUUAUAUUUACUGGUUUAUACAUUGCUUUCUCAUUAAAAACAUAUGUUGACUCUUCCAAA
Symphalangus syndactylus (siamang) is the source of this 2074-nucleotide messenger RNA. RefSeq names its product EP300 interacting inhibitor of differentiation 2 (gene EID2). The record is from RefSeq and is a predicted model, not a curated record. Gene Ontology annotation, biological process: negative regulation of DNA-templated transcription. Gene Ontology annotation, molecular function: transcription corepressor activity. Lineage: Eukaryota; Metazoa; Chordata; Mammalia; Primates; Hylobatidae. Gene Ontology annotation, cellular component: nucleoplasm.